AUGUUCCCGCACUACACUAAGACCGCUGCCGUUACUCAGUUCGAACCGAACUAUGCACGUUUGAUGGUACCUUGUUUUGACGAGCCGGAUUUCAAGGCAACAUGGACAGUAACUGUGAUUCACCCAAAAGGGACCACAGCUCUUGCCAACGGAAGAGAGAUAAGCAAUACAGAGGAUCCAGUCACUCCUUGGAUAGUGAGUAAAUUUGAAAGAACGCCAAAAAUGUCUACAUAUCUUCUGGCAAUCGCCGUUGGCGAAUUUGAGUUCAUUCAACAAUACACCAAUAGAGGAGUCAGACCUAGUCAUUUAGACAUGCUCGCUUUGCCCGACUUCGCCGCUGGUGCGAUGGAAAAUUGGGGAUUGAUCACCUAUAAGUUCAAUACGAUUUUACAACUUUCGAAUUGCAGAUUCCUCAAAACCCUCCUUUUCAGAGAGAACUCGAUCUUGUACGAUGUAAAUAUCUAUGAUCCCUCGAACAAAUACUCUGUUUCGUCGACUAUAGCCCAUGAGGUGGCCCAUCAGCUUUUCCAGUGGUUUGGUAAUUUGGUUUCAAUAAAAUGGUGGAACGAUUUAUGGUUGAAGGAAGGUUUCGCUACGUACAUGGAACACAUCUCCCUGGACGCGAUUACGCAUGGCUAUAUGAAUCUGAAAGACUUCUUCAUCAUUAACAAACUCGAGAAAGCACUUGAUGCUGAUGCAUUGGCUACAAGUCAUCCUUUGAUAGUCAAGCUGGAGAGAGAAGUUGAGGUGCAUGAAGCCUAUGAUGCUAUAACUUAUGACAAAGGAGCCUCUGUACUUGCGAUGAUCUCCGCCGUGAUGGAUGAAACUGAAUUCAACGAAGCGAUCAAGGUAACCAUACCGGUGUUACGAACACUCUUUCCUGCAUGUUUGUCAGAGAAUUUCGGGUCUAGUUGUAGCAUAAAAAGAUAUGAACCGUAA
Haemonchus placei is the source of this 939-nucleotide messenger RNA. The record is from the annotation of a GenBank genome assembly. NCBI's taxonomy places the organism in Eukaryota, Metazoa, Nematoda, Chromadorea, Rhabditida, Trichostrongylidae.